AUGGCGACCCAGGUGUUGAUAGCCCACUCGGGCCAACGCCUGCAGAUAGACACUUCGCGCCUUACAACGCUCGAUGAGUUCCGUUCCGCCGUGUCCCGGUCGACCUCGAUACCACAGAACUGCAUCAUCGCCCUUGUGCCUCCAGGCAAGGCUCUUAGGCCUCAAGCAAUCCAGAUGGAGAAAGAGAUAUUUGUAUAUGACAGUCGGAUGACACAGACUGGAACCCCCGGGUCCCCUUUUCCUAUCAAGCUGGAGAUAGACUUGCCGAACCCCUACGCCAUCACGAACCCUCCAAACGACAUAAUCGACACGCGUUCGCUUGAGUCAUGGCAGGACCUAUUCAGGGAGAGGCGCGUCUGGUCGCAUAGGUUGUCAGAAGACUGCGAAGGCAUGGAAAAGGCAGCUCAUGACCAAUACGAGGCCAUGGAUAACAUGCUAUCCUGCUUGGAUGCUGCAGUGGCCAAUCUCGAAUCCGUUGUGCGCGCCACUGAGAACAAGUACGAGGAUCUUAGGAAAUGGGCAGCCACCGAGCAGACAGGCUACAACGAGCUAGUCACCAAGUGGGAGCAGAAUCUCGGCCUCGCACGCAGCAUACCAGUAUCGGCGGCCAUGGUCCGCCUUAUGACAGGGAAGGACGUAACUGGGGCCAAAGGUCGCCCAUCAAAACAGGCGACCUUGGAAGACCUGGUCGAUCUGGACUGCGCGCGUAAAGAAGGCCGCCGGGCGCCGACUGUCCUGCGCAAGUUCAACGCGAGGAUAGCGGAUUUGGAGAAGGCCGAGGGACGUCUUAUGCAGAACUUUGAGGAGCUUGAGGCAGAGUUUCGGCGGGUUAUCAGCAGGUCGGUUAUGGGCCACUCCCAGGACGCCACUCAGCUCCUUCAGGAUAUUCAGGCACUCGCUGGCAAAGUUGAGAAUGAUUAUCGCACGACCAUGGACUACACGACCUCGACCAGAGAUUUGCUUCAGGCAUCCAAGAUUGCACAAACGCAUACGGAGAAACACCUGCCAAGUCUACACAAACGCGCACUUGAGAUGGACGGAAUGCUACGCUAUGCAAUCAAGGCCCGGAACGCGUUGGCGCUUGAGCAAGCAGAGUUUAUGCGCAGCAUAGCAGAUGUCAGUAAGCUUGAUAUGCAGGUCAAGUCUUUGAUCAAUGCAAUCGCUGAAGAUGAAGAGCUGGCCACAUUCGACUAUCUGCGCUUGAUACAUCAAGUGCCAUAUAUGUACGCAGCUUUUACCGCCGAAGCCAUACGCCGCAAGGAGUGGUUUGACAAGGUAAAGACGGAUUCAACAACGCUCGCGAACGAGAUGGCACUCUUCCAGGAUGAGGAGGCCAAGCGGCGGAGAAAAUGGUACAAGACUAUCGGGGACACUAGUUAUGGCCCCGAGUCUUUGAGUACUGAUAACAACGUGCCCGGACUAGAGGUAAAUCUGCUGGGUGAGGAUGAGCUGUGGCCAAGCACAUCCAGAAAGGACCUAGAGGACUUUCUCGAGCUGCUGCAACGUCAAAGGGCGGAUGCAAGCAUUAUUGGGGAUGUCAGCAAAAUCAUCACAGAGCUCAGCAACCCGACCAAACAACAGUUCAAGCGUCUCAAGGCGUUCAAAAAUGGCAGCGUUCACGACUCGGCACUUGGCCGCAGCGGCUUGAUGAUUCGGGGAGAUGAUGAGCUUCUGAGAUCUCUGCAGGACGAUAAGACAAAGCUCGAGACUAAGCUCAGGACGGCUGAAAGCAGAGUCAGGAGGUUGGAGGACUUGCUACACAGACAAGGCCAAGCCUCGAGGCCGACUUUGGGAAACCUCUUCCAGAAUCCGAGUCAACAACUCCCGGAGCGGAGCGGGUCUGCACAAUCUGUCGGAUCUCCCGGACCUAUUGGCGAUCGUCGACAGUCAGACGAAGUGGGGAACCAACUUGUGCAACGAGUAGCUCAGCUUGAGAAGGAGUUACAGGAAGAAAAAGAACGCAAUGCGGCACUCGAAAGGGACGCUGCUGACCGCACCACGCAGACCAACGACAUGAAGACUCAGAUGGAAGAGGUGAAUGCUACCAAGAAGGAUCUUCUUGAGAAUAUGGAGGCUCAGAAACGUGAGUUUUUGGUGGAACGCAAGGCUCUUGACGAGGAGAUACGUAACCUCAAGGCCAGGCUAGAAGAGACCGAAGACGAGUUCCACAACAUUGAUGAGUCCCGCGAGCAUGAAAAGACCUCGUAUGACGAAAAGGUUCAGUCACUAGAGGCUCAACUGGAGAGCUUAGCCAAGGAGAAGAGUGACGAUGCUCUGAAGGCGCAAGGCCAGGUCGACUUCUUGCGCAACGAGACGCGACUGCAGCGAGAGAGUAAUGAGGUGCUACAGGCGCAAAUCCAGGCGUCUCAGGACGAACUUGGGCAGUUGAACAAAAAGCUCAAGACUACAAACGAGGCUGCAGAAGUAACGCUACGGGCUCUCAGAGAGCUUCAUACAACGUUUGUCAAGGGCGCCGCUAUUCCAGAGGAUAUCAACGACCUUGCGGAUGCUGUAUUAAACAAUGCAGCAGAGUCUCUGGCCAAGGCUCAGAAUUUGGAUGCUGAUAUCUCAAUAUUGCGCUCGAAUCUCUCACUGGCACAGGAUGUUGCGAAGGACCUUAGAGCUCAGCAGGCAAUCGCACUUGAGAAGUUGACCAAGGAGGAGACAACCUCUAUGCACCUCAGAGAACAAUGUGAUGAGCACAAGGCCAGGGUUAACGCACUUGAGGGCGAGCUAGCGGAUGGUCGCAAGCAGCUCGAUGAGCUCAGAACCCAGAUUGCCCAGGGAGAGACUGGUUCCGAGAGUCUGCGAACACGUCUCGAGGAGGAAGAGAAGAAGAUUGUCCGGUUAACCGAGGAUCUCGCCUCCAAGCAGUCACAAGUUGGCAGUUUAGAAGAAGAGCUGAGGUUAUUCCAGGAGCGUCUACAGGAUUCGCAGACCAAGCUGACAGCCUUGACACUACGGACCGAGACUCGAAACGAGCGCACCAAGGAUAUCAGCCAACGCCUUUACUCGCAGAACGAGCGGUUAGUGCGUUUGCUUGAGCGUCUUGGCUUUUCAGCCUCGCGCGAGAACGGGGUCAUGACGAUACAGAAAAUACCACGGGCAGAGCGAUCAACGAUGAACCUGGCAGCCUCAUCUACUGCUGAUGCCAAGUCGCGCAUAAUGAGCGAACCGGCGGACGUGGAGCUUCUUUACUGGAUGAAUGCCACUGAUGCAGAAGGCGAAACGGAGAAAUACGGCAAGUUCAUGUCGAGCCUCGGCGCUUUUGACGUCGACGCUUUCGCAGAUACGGUAUACCGUCGCGUUAAGGACGUGGAGCAUAUCGCCAGGAAGUUGCAGCGUGACGUGCGCGGUUACAGAGAAAAGACUCAUGCCUUACACAAGGAUGCCCACGAUAAGAUUGCAUUCCGCAACUUCAAGGAGGGUGACCUCGCCUUGUUCCUCCCGACUAGGAAUCAGACAAACGGUGCCUGGGCCGCCUUCAACAUCGGGUUUCCGCAUUACUUCCUACGCGAGCAGGAGCACCAUCGCCUGAGCAACAGGGAAUGGCUUGUCGCUCGCAUCACUCGCGUUCAGGAAAAGGUGGUUGAUCUCUCCAAGAGUCUCGACACGACGGAGAGUAUAAACGGAACUAGCGGUGGUGUCGAGGAUGAUAACGACAAUCCAUUUGAUCUAUCGGACGGUUUGCGGUGGUACCUUAUCGACGCGCAAGAGGAUAAGCCGGGGGCUCCAAGCACCCCAGGACUUGGCAAGACAACCGUAGCUAGCACCAAGGUCGAGGCCAAGGGGGACAUGCAGACCCAGCCCAGGUCCACACCAGGCGGACUAGCAGUACUCGGUGGGGCCAAGCCAACAGCGGCCGAUGGCGCAAGCAAGAGCCUUUCCAAGAGCCUUGAGAGUCGGCGGUCCAGCACUUCAUCAACCCGUCGACCUUUGCCAUUCGCCGGGGCGCUGAACCGUAACGCUCAAGGUAGCGAGACCAACAGCCUUCGCGCCGUGGCUACAACGGCACCGGGCGACGGCGCCGGCUCACCAUCCGGGCCCACGAGCCCUAAACCACACCUUGCACACGGUAUGGACCAGGAUGUUCGUCCUGCUGCACUCCCGGAGCCGCAGCAGCAACGAGUCGAGAAUCGGUUCGAGCAGCAGCAGCCGAUACAACGGGAGAGUCCAACCAAGAGAAGCGUUGUAUGGGAUCAUAUGUGGAACCUUGACCUUUAA
This is a messenger RNA of Pyricularia grisea, 4224 nucleotides long. RefSeq lists its product as uncharacterized. NCBI's taxonomy places the organism in Eukaryota, Fungi, Ascomycota, Sordariomycetes, Magnaporthales, Pyriculariaceae. The transcript has 4 exons. The record is from RefSeq and is a predicted model, not a curated record. Gene Ontology annotation, biological process: autophagy of mitochondrion; autophagy of peroxisome; positive regulation of protein phosphorylation. Gene Ontology annotation, molecular function: molecular adaptor activity; protein kinase binding. Bases 1 to 4224 code for a protein of 1407 amino acids. Gene Ontology annotation, cellular component: Atg1/ULK1 kinase complex; phagophore assembly site membrane; extrinsic component of membrane.